This is a messenger RNA of Parnassius mnemosyne (clouded apollo), 3378 nucleotides long. Lineage: Eukaryota; Metazoa; Arthropoda; Insecta; Lepidoptera; Papilionidae. The record is from the annotation of a GenBank genome assembly.
AAGUUAGUUCGCGGGCAGGACGUAUGGUUAGGUAAGGGAGCCGAACAAACUAGACAAAUUUUGAAAUGUAUGUGGUGCGCGGAAAGUUUUCGAUCUCUAGCCGAAAUGACGAGUCACAUGCAGCGUACGCAGCAUUAUACAAAUAUCAUAUCUCAGGAGCAGAUUAUCUCAUGGAAAUCAUCCGACGACGGUAAAGGCUCCAACUCGAACGCCCCGGGUUCCAAUAACGCUGUUCCGCCGACCACGGGCACUAGUAGUCACGUUAGUGCCGUAUUAACUUGUAAGGUUUGCGAUCAAGCGUUCAGUUCUUUAAAGGAACUUAGCAAUCAUAUGGUUAAAAAUUCGCAUUAUAAAGAACAUAUUAUGAGAUCUAUUACUGAAAGCGGUGGUAGGAGACGACAAACACGUGAAAAGAGAAAGAAGUCAUUACCGGUUAGAAAACUGUUGGAGCUCGAAAGAGCGCAACAUGAGUUUAAGAAUGGAGAAGGCAACGGAGUUCCGAUGGGCAAACCUAUCAGGGACUUCAGCGCGGGUAGUAGGAUUACUUGUGAAAAAUGCGGUGAUAAAAUCGAGACGGCAGUAUUCGUCGAGCAUAUUAGGCAGUGUAUCGGUGGUCCUAUGUCGAAUAGCCAAAGGAAUUUCCUUAAAAGCGCGCUUCUCUCUAACAAUAUCAUACCACCUGAUGUUCCCGGUCACAUCACACCAACAAGCCGCGAUGGUCGUAAAAGCAUUAACGAGGAACUGCCCUCUCCCGGUUCCGCUCACCAUCGUUCCCCAUCUUCGGUGAACGAUUCAUCUCCAAGUUCCAAAGACGCGAACGCGAGCAACGACAAAAGCUCGUCGCCAUCUGUAUUAAACGCCAUAGAACAAUUGAUCGAGAAGAGUUUCGAUACUCGUUCACGGCAUUCCGUUCCUGGUAUGCCGGGUGCCCCAUCUCACGCUCCCAUCGGUUCUAGUAUCCUUAAAAGAUUAGGCAUAGACGAGAGUGUAGACUAUACCAAGCCAUUAGUAGACCCACAAACGAUGAGUAUGUUAAGAAGUUAUCAUCAUCAGCAAGGGUACGGACGUCGCGAGCGCAGUGGCAGCGAGUCAAGCUCGAUGUCGGAAAGGGGCGGUAGUAGAGUCGAAUCUCUCACUCCCGAUAGGAAAUUAGAUGCGUAUCACAUGACGCCUCGCACGACGCCAGACACGCGAGGUUCACAAACUCCCGCGUCCGAAGAUCGUCCCACUGAAGUUAGGAUAAAGAAGGAAGUAACGGAUGAGGACGAACGCGAGAACGGUGUCGAUUUGAGCAAUCAAACGGUUCGCGUUAAAACCGAAGUGGAGGAGGAAGAAGAGCCGGCUAGGCCGAACAGUGCGACGGAAGAGGACGUAAAACCGACGAUCCCAAAGCGCGAAAGCGAAGGCCCUAGUCCAGCAGCUAGUCCUCGAAGUCCAUCAAGUGAUCGGUCCGGACCCACUCCGGGUUCAGACAGAAAGCCGGCUUCCAGUUUAGGCGCGCUUUCGUCUAUGUUCGAUAAUUUAGCUGGAGGUGGAUCUAAUGAGCCCAGUUCUUCUCGCCGCGGUGGGAGUCAUCCUCUCGCGGCUUUACAGAAGUUGUGUGAUAAAACGGAGAGCAAUCCUUCGCGAGCCCCGCCCCCGGCGCCAUCGCCCGCUGGCCCUCCGAGCAUCUUGACAUUUAGUUGGGCGUGUAACGAUGCCGUCGUCACAGAUUCAAUUAUGAAGUGUGCUCUCUGCGACACUCCAUUUAUAUCAAAGGGCGCUUAUCGACACCAUCUUUCUAAAAUGCAUUUCGUAAAAGACGGCGCUCUACCAGAGCCAGUCCCCGUGAAGGCUCCACAAGCGGCUGGUUCGCCUGGCACCCACAAGGGUGGUGGCUCGAAUGCUGCUUCACCCCAAGACCCUCGAAGUCCCUCCCAGUCCUUCGAAGAGAGUCCCCACUCCAAGUUCCUCAAGUACACGGAACUCGCGAAACAGCUAUCCAGCAAAUACGUGUAGAUAGGGUCGAAUCGGCCAUCAGUUGUGAUGAUAUCAUAUCCCGCUACGUUGAACCUAGGUACCUAGGUUUUAGUCGCUGCGGCGACGCUAAGUAUUUCGAAACUCUUUGCCAAUUUAAUUAUUUUAGGUAAUCGUUAGAGUUCACCGCAUAGUUCGGUUAGUGUAAUUAUUAAUAGCAACAUAAGUAUACGCCAAACGUCUUACGUUCGUUUAGAUAUAAGAGAAUAUUUUCAAAAUAUUGCCUUUAGGUGAAUUGGGUCGGUUGUCUUGCGACGCGCGGUCCUCGCCGGCCGCGGCUUAUCUUCCACACUACGUUGUAAUUCCAUUUUCCAAUUGUAUAUAUAAGUCGCAUUAAGUCUUAAAAGUUCAAUUCGAUCUCUUUGUAAAUGUAUAUUUUUUUCUAAUGACCAGAGGAGUGAGGUUACUUUCGCGAUCCGGUAUCGCUAUUUGGAUCGACUUCGCGCGAUGAAUGCGUUUAGACGUCGCAACGUUGACCUUCAGUAUUCGAUAAUAAAACUGUUGCAAUAUCAUUUUCUUUCGCGUUACUUAAUUUUUCUAUGUAAAUCGGAGUUAGGCUUAACGUCCUUAGUUAUUCUAUGUAUAUUUUGAAGGUGUCGUGAGGUGGAACGGCGGCCGAUGCCCGCAAUCUCGGAGAUUCAAUCUCAGUCGGCAGUACGUUGUACAUACGUGAUUCGUCAUUGAAUGCAAUAUAACAGUUUUCUUAGUGUAAAUUUCGCUCUAGAUCCAUACGCUCUCCCCGCGAGAUUGCUAUUUAUUAUUUAGUGAUAAGUGCGUAAUUAGGUGACCUUACUGUGAACACUUGUAUACCAUUGUACCAGCGUUAUUAGGUUGUCCAAACCAAGCUAUAUAUUAAAAAAGUGAUAAUACGUUAUACAAAUUUCAUUUCUUUAAAGGACGACUACAUUCGUAUACGGUUAGACUUUCGAUUGUAUUGAGAGAAAAGCUUCCAAUUUUAACAACAAGAUAUACGAGUUGUAUAUACGGUACUUGCGAGUGAAAAACUCUUUUAUAUUUAAUAAAAAUAUUGUAAACUGUCUAAAAUAAGUUUCAGAAGAUAUCAAUCGAUUCAUUUUGCGAUUUGCGAAUUCGUAAUGUAACUGUUAAUCACGUUAGUGUACAAUUUGUUUUUAUUUUAUUAAAUUUGUUCGUAGGCUCUAUGACCGUUUCCUUUUCGUUUGUUUUUUUUUAAUCAGAUAUAUCUGUACUUAUAUUUGUUUUGACAGUUAUCUUACGAAUACGCAUCACAAGUGUGAUGUUUAAAAUCGAUAAACUAUCAUUUUAACGAUAAUUAAUGAAACAUACGACAAAUAUUAUGUAUACGCUAGCUCUGAUGAGAGAUUUUUGCUCAUUCAUUAAACG